CUAUCCAGCUUAAUGGGUUGGGCCCUUAGUUGGAGCCCAAUUUUCCUGCUGCACUGUGAAGCCCAGAUGAUAAUCGACCUUCUGGGCCUGCUCCCCUCGAUACGACGUCGUAAUAAUGUUCACCUCCACAAAUAUCCACAAAAAUCGGCCUUGAUUUUCGACUGUUCACUUGUGACGGUUGAUUUUGUACAUGUCAAAUCAGUCAGCCUGAUUUGGAGUAGGAACUUCAAUGGCGGCAGGAUUAGAGCUCAUAUGGCUCACAUUAGAUUGGGACCAUGUUGGAAGCUAGGUUAUCCGUGUGAGGGAAUUGGGCCGGCUAAGCCAUUAAAGGACAACAUUUUCGUUAGCAUCGAAAAAUUUGAUCUUGUGCCUUUUUAUCCCUUCAAUUCAUAUUCGAGCAUGGAGGUGAAAUGCCCACCUGUCAAGUUGAGGCUCGUGAACUUUCCGAGUGGCAUUCAAGUUUCAGGGGACCAUUGGGGAAGGUGGGUUUUAUUUACUACCUUUUUGUUUGGAUCGAAACUUUGGAUUCCUGAUUUUUUCAAGGCUGCAUAAAAUUAUUCGUGUAAAAUGCUUGCUGUGUGUUGUUAAGUGAUGAAAGUGUACUAUCAGGUUAGAGUUAAAAAGUUAAAAAGGAUAUCUGGGCUUGGCUAUGGAAAAAGUCUGCAUGGUUUUGUAGUCUUGUGUUUGUGAAAAUCAAGAAAAUGGCUUAAGAAAAAUGAAGAAAAGAGAAGCAAAAUAAAAGUAAGGCACGUAAUAGUUACAUUACGAAAUUGUCCUGUAAAAUAUUCACGGUUAACAGCAAACCCUCUAAUGUAAUGACUUUGACUUUUAUAUAGCGGUAUUUCAAAUAUACAAGCAUUCAACGAACAAUACUAUUGUUUGGA
Striga asiatica is the source of this 884-nucleotide messenger RNA. The record is from the annotation of a GenBank genome assembly. Lineage: Eukaryota; Viridiplantae; Streptophyta; Magnoliopsida; Lamiales; Orobanchaceae.